AUGAGCCCCAACCAAGACCAGAGAAUUUUAAAUGUGCUGCUGCUAGCGAUAAUUUGCGGAACGGCAAUAGUAGCUGCCCAUACGAACAGCAUCAAGCCUAGCUUUAUUACAGAUGGUAGUCAGGGUAACGUAAGUGGAGUGCCGAUUCCGAGCCGAGCUAAUCCACCAGCCAAACUUAUUCGAGCAAAACGUGUGGCUAUUUUCAAUGGCCAGGGCGUUGUCAAGUUCGUCAGCGGCGUAGCACAUCCUGUCAAACAAGUUGAUAAGGAUCAAUCCUUUUGGUUCUUUUAUAACUUUCAAAACCAAUAUAUACCCACAACCAUACCAAUAUAUUGGUGGAGUUUUUGGAAUACAACUGCAUUUGUUUCCACAGCGCGACAGUUACGCAAAGGCAUGCAGGCGACACUGCACCGGGACGAUACGCGCAGUUGGGUCUACGAUACCAUCGAGGCGGGCAUGGAACUGCUGGAUGGUAGUGAACGAGGCGCCAGCUGUCUGCUACGCAGCAUAUGUGAAAUCUCUCAAUUGCCUUUCGAGGAUAGUAAUAUUUUUAGCGAAAUUCUCAAUGCAGUGCUGAUACCCACCGUGGAUAACGUCGCCGAAAAGUAUUUGAACGCUAGAGAUGCGGGUCGUGGCGGAGCAGAUUGCUUAAAAACCUACAGCGAUUGCAAUCAAAGAGUUUGGAACUGGUUAACGCAUAUUACGAAGCUGAGUUUUUGA
This is a messenger RNA of Drosophila novamexicana, 720 nucleotides long. RefSeq lists its product as uncharacterized. The record is from RefSeq and is a predicted model, not a curated record. NCBI's taxonomy places the organism in Eukaryota, Metazoa, Arthropoda, Insecta, Diptera, Drosophilidae. The transcript is spliced from 4 exons. Bases 1 to 720 code for a protein of 239 amino acids.